This is a messenger RNA of Vanrija pseudolonga, 834 nucleotides long. It is a transcript of the gene ypgQ, whose product is annotated as putative protein YpgQ. The record is from RefSeq and is a predicted model, not a curated record. Bases 88 to 759 code for a protein of 223 amino acids. The transcript has 6 exons. NCBI's taxonomy places the organism in Eukaryota, Fungi, Basidiomycota, Tremellomycetes, Trichosporonales, Trichosporonaceae.
AUCAACGCACUCCGCUCCUCCCCUCGGUCGGCCGACAGUGGAGUACACUCCAUCCCUAUCGCCUUUCCCACGCGUAAAGUCACCGCUAUGACGACACAGGCCGAGGCACCCCUCCCGAACGUCUUGAGCCGCUUGGAGGCUCUCGUCAAGCACCACAUGGAACAAUACGACCCGUCACAUGAUUGGGCUCAUGUGGACCGCGUGCGGAAUGUGGCCCUGGACAUUGGGAAGACUCUGCCGGGGGCCGACAUUGCCGUCAUUGAGGUCGCCGCGUUGAUGCACGACCUCGCAGAUGCCAAGUACUCUCAGUCGGGCUCACUUCCGGACAACGUGACGCGUGUCCUUGACGAAGCUCCAGCGUCAGAGCUGUCUCGUGACCAAAUCGACCUGAUACUGAGGAUCGUCCCCGCCGUGUCCUACUCGACUGAGAAGAAACUCAGAGCCGCUGGCGGCUGGGGUGAUUGGCACAACACGUGUGUCGAGCUCCACGCUGUCCAAGAUGCCGACCGGUUGGAUGCUAUCGGUGCCAUUGGGGUGCUGCGCUGUGCCGCCUUUUCCGGAGCGAAGAAUCGAAUUCUGCUGGAGGAUGAGCCCAACACCCCUGGGAACAGCUGCGAGGGACACUUUUAUGACAAGCUGCUCAAGAUCAAGGAUCUGAUGAAGACCAAGGCGGGCCACCAAGAGGCCGAGAAGCGUCACGCUACGAUGGUAGCUUUCCUUGGUGCUCUCAACCUGGAACGAAAUCUGUGGCACCAGUGAACAGAUAUCCUGGCAGAGGAUGACCCAUGUUGGCGUCUUCAUCUCGUUUCCAGAUAGGCAUAGACAUUAGAUAUG